UUCUCUUGCAGCAGUCAGGGAGACUGUCAUCCUCUUCUGCAGAAUGUACAGAACCAAAGUGGGCUUGAAGGACCGCCAGCAGCUGUACAAGCUGAUCAUCAGCCAGCUGCUCUAUGACGGCUACAUUAGCAUCGCCAAUGGCCUCAUCAAUGAGAUCAAGCCCCAGUCAGUGUGCGCACCCUCAGAGCAGCUCCUGCAUCUCAUCAAACUAGGGAUGGAAAAUGAUGACACCGCAGUUCAGUAUGCAAUUGGUCGCUCUGAUACAGUUGCCCCAGGCACAGGGAUUGACCUGGAGUUUGAUGCAGAUGUCCAAACAAUGUCACCCGAGGCUUCCGAGUAUGAAACCUGUUAUGUCACUUCUCACAAAGGCCCAUGCCGUGUGGCCACCUACAGCAGAGACGGGCAAUUAAUAGCCACAGGAUCUGCUGAUGCUUCCAUAAAGAUACUGGACACAGAAAGAAUGUUGGCCAAAAGUGCCAUGCCAAUUGAGGUCAUGAUGAAUGAGACAGCGCAACAGAACAUGGAGAACCACCCAGUGAUCCGAACUCUUUACGACCACGUGGAUGAAGUCACAUGUCUUGCUUUUCACCCAACAGAGCAGAUCCUGGCCUCAGGCUCAAGGGAUUAUACUCUUAAAUUGUUUGAUUAUUCCAAACCGUCUGCAAAAAGAGCCUUCAAAUACAUUCAGGAAGCUGAAAUGUUACGCUCCAUCUCUUUCCAUCCUUCUGGAGACUUUAUCCUCGUUGGAACUCAGCAUCCUACGCUCCGCCUCUAUGACAUCAACACUUUCCAGUGUUUUGUCUCUUGCAACCCUCAAGACCAGCAUACCGAUGCUAUCUGUUCUGUUAACUACAAUCCCAGUGCCAACAUGUACGUCACCGGCAGCAAGGACGGCUGCAUCAAGCUGUGGGAUGGCGUCUCCAACCGCUGCAUCACAACCUUUGAGAAAGCUCACGAUGGGGCAGAAGUCUGUUCUGCCAUUUUCUCUAAAAAUUCCAAGUACAUCCUCUCAAGUGGAAAAGACUCUGUAGCUAAACUCUGGGAGAUAUCCACGGGGCGGACACUGGUGAGGUACACAGGCGCAGGUCUGAGUGGACGGCAGGUGCACCGGACACAGGCUGUGUUCAACCACACUGAGGACUAUAUUUUGCUGCCAGACGAAAGGACCAUCAGCCUCUGCUGCUGGGACUCGAGGACAGCUGAGCGCAGGAACCUGCUGUCCCUGGGUCACAACAACAUUGUGCGCUGCAUCGUGCACUCCCCCACCAACCCCGGCUUCAUGACGUGCAGUGACGACUUCCGAGCUCGGUUCUGGUACCGGAGGUCCACCACUGACUGAGCUGCCCUCCUCCCUAUGUCCUGCCACCAGCUGCGGUAGUGAGCAGCCUGUACCAUCUGUGGCGGGUGUGCGGCUGCAUGGCUCCUGCCUUGGAUUCACGUAUGGAAGCUCUUUUUCUCGAUGUAGAAUCCUGGUGGGAAAAGUUGGGAACAGACCUGUGC
Messenger RNA from Acomys russatus (golden spiny mouse), 1500 nucleotides. RefSeq names its product cleavage stimulation factor subunit 1 (gene Cstf1). NCBI's taxonomy places the organism in Eukaryota, Metazoa, Chordata, Mammalia, Rodentia, Muridae. Gene Ontology annotation, molecular function: protein binding; RNA binding. The transcript is spliced from 5 exons. Gene Ontology annotation, cellular component: mRNA cleavage stimulating factor complex. The coding region runs from base 44 to 1339 and encodes 431 amino acids. The record is from RefSeq and is a predicted model, not a curated record. Gene Ontology annotation, biological process: mRNA 3'-end processing.